Pectinophora gossypiella (pink bollworm) is the source of this 4289-nucleotide messenger RNA. RefSeq names its product spondin-1-like. Lineage: Eukaryota; Metazoa; Arthropoda; Insecta; Lepidoptera; Gelechiidae. The record is from RefSeq and is a predicted model, not a curated record. Gene Ontology annotation, biological process: cell adhesion. Gene Ontology annotation, cellular component: extracellular matrix. The transcript is spliced from 16 exons. Gene Ontology annotation, molecular function: serine-type endopeptidase inhibitor activity. Bases 1 to 2580 code for a protein of 859 amino acids.
AUGUUGUUGUUGGUACCGACGGCGUUACUGGUGGCGGUGCGUGCGGGCACGGCGCCGCCGCCGCAGCCCUGCGACAUCGCGCCGCCGCACGCGCAGCCCACUGACGGCCAUUACCGGCUUGGCGUCUCCGGUGACCCCGACUUGUUUCUACCGGGAGAACUAUAUACUGUUUCCCUCCAAGGUGUGGACAGCGGACAAGGGCCGUCACCGUUCAUCGGGUUCAAAAUGUGGGCAGAGUUAGAAGAAGUAUCAGAUGACAUAGACCCGCCGUCAUCACCAGCCAAUCAGUCGCUCGGGACAUUCCAGACGUAUGAUGCCCACGCCAAACUGCAGGAGCUCUGUAAGCCUGCUGUCGAGAAUGCCACUGCUCAUCCUAAGACUGAGAUACAGGUGAUCUGGAGUGCACCAAAGACUGCAGUGGACAUGUGUGUGCGGUUGUGUGCAAUCACAAGUCCUGUGGAUGGUAAGGGUGUGUCGGUGCUGGCCCGCAAGCUGUGUGCCGCACCGGCCGCGCCUGCCAGCUUCACCAGACAACCGCCCAUCGUGGAACCUUGCUGCGCUUGUGAUGAGGCCAAAUAUGAGGUGACAUUCGAAGGGCUGUGGUCUCGCAAUACUCAUCCCAGAGACUUCCCUCCGGAAGUGGCGCGAGCGCACUUUGGUGACGUCAUCGGUGCGUCGCAUACCGCACAGUUCCGAGUGUGGCAGGAAGGGAGAGUAGCGACCGCGGGGCUGCGGCGGCUAGCUGAUGAUGGGGCUACUACGGCGUUGGAGAAGGAAUUGAAAGCUGAGAGUGACCACAUCAGGACCAUAGUGAAAGCCCGCGGUAUCUCCUGGCAGCAAGUGGCUGGUGGUCACGGGAUGCCGUCAACCUUCGCAGUGUUCCGUGUGGACGCGAAGCAUCACCUCGUGUCUCUAGCAGCUAAGCUGGCGCCGUCCCCUGAUUGGAUCGUCGGUGUCUCCGCGCUGGAACUCUGCAACGUUAACUGCACUUGGAGUAGAUCUGCUACUCUUCCUUUAUAUCCGUAUGAUGCGGGCACCGAUAGUGGACUUACUUACACGGCCUCCCGUCAGCCCACGAUCCCCGCGUCUCCGGUGCGGGCGCUGCGGCCUGACUGGCCUCGUGACGUACGCUCGCCCUUCUUCAGCUCUUCAGGCGAGAUGCGCCCCUUCGCGCGACUGCGACUCAAUCGACUUCGACUCUAUGAGAAGAGCUGUGACGCUGGUAAAAUUUCCUUGAGCGAGCUAGGGUCCGAGCCAGCGGCGGGCGGUGGGGGCGGCACGGGCGGCGCAUGCGCCACGCACGCGUGGGGCGCGUGGGCCGCGUGCAGCGUGUCGUGCGGGCCGGGCCGCGCCGCGCGGCAGCGGCACUACGUGUGGCCGGCGCGGGCCCGGGCCGAGGCCUGUCGGCUGCCGCUAACCGACUACAAGCGCUGCUACGGUCCACGGAGACACUGCAGAGCGAUGACCGAGUACGAGCCCGACCCGGCGGAGUCGUCAGGCCCGUGCGCCGUGUCCGAGUGGUCGGAGUGGUCCCCGUGCGCGGGCUGCGGCGUGCGCAUGCGCAGCCGCCGCUACCUGGCGCCGCGCGCGCACAAGCGCUGCCACGUGGGCUACCGCGCGCGGACCGUCAUGAGCCAGGCCAUGCCGUGCGACGCCGGACCUUGUGACAAACCCACCGGAGAAUUCGUGAAUGCGACUAACUUCGACUGGUUUUAUGUGGACAACGGCAGCCCGCAGUGCCCAGUGUCCCCGUGGGGGGAGUGGUCCCCGUGCUCGGCCCGCUGCGGGCGCGGGCGGCGCCUGCGCACGCGGCUGUACGUGGCGCGGGACGCGCGCCUGCAGCAGGAACUGGCGCGCCGCCUGCUCAGGGACUGGAGCCAGCGGUUCGCCGAGCUGCAGGACUUGGACGUGACAGUAGAGAACAUAACAUCAGAAGAUCCUGAUCUGGAGCGUCAGGUGGCGGAGCACCUGGAGCGCUGCCAGUUCACGCUGUCGCAGCAAGAGGCGCUCUGUGAUGGAGAUGAUUACUGCUUCAACGAUACACAAGCACAAGAAGUGUGCGCGCUGCCCGUGUCGAUGGGCCCCUGCCGCGGGUACGAGGAGCGCUGGUUCUACGACGGCGCACGCGCCGUUUGCGAGCCGUUCGGGUACACCGGCUGCGGCGGCAACGCUAACAACUUCCGAUCUAAGGAUGAUUGCAUGAAAGCUUGCGGCCAACACGCAAACUCAAAUAUAACCAGCACUCCACCCGUGAGCGAGUCAACAACGAAGAAGCUCAAACCGACCCCAGCGAGUAUGGACAACGAGGUCAUGCAGAACGAUGCGCCCGCGCAGCAAGAAAAUAUAGAUUGCGAGACUGGUCCGUGGCUCGGGUGGGGCAGUUGUUUCGGAGAAUGCGACUACGCUGUCAAGCUCAACUACCGGUUGGUCAUGCGCGCAGCCUCAGGCUCCGGACGACAGUGUCAUAAGCUGGUGAAGAGUCGUUUAUGUCGCCUGCCGCACUGCAAGAAGGCUCCUUCAGACGUCGGCGAUGCUGGCGAAGUCGCCAAGAUCAUCGAACAACCUGACGAAGAUGACUAAAGGCCUCAAAAGGUUUUACAUUAUCUGCAUUGUUCGGGAUUGAUGUGUGUAAGUUGUAUAAAUUAUACUAUUUAUAUAUGCCUAAUCUGCAAUGGUUAGUACCCUAACAUAACGCCGCCAUAGACCGUGUUAAGGUAUGCGCGGCGCGUGAAGCGGCGCGACCUUCCGGAUAAACAAACGUAUGACAUUGUACUGAGCGUUCACGGAGAAGCGUUUUUGCAAGCGUUUAUUUUAAUUGUAGCGUCACAUAGUAAUAUGGCGGGCGACGUUUGACGCGCUGCUUGAGCGCCGUGUGUCCCUGUACAGUCAUGAGCAAUAUCAUGUACCCACUUUAGAACCCUGUCGCACUAUCAUAUUUGACAUUUAAUGAGGCUUAUGGUUUAAUUUGUCAGAAAAGUUAAUGUCACAUGGUUGCAAAGUGUAUACAUAUUAGUACUCGUGACCGUACUUGGCCUUUAGUAAAAACCUCGACAAGCGCCUUUUUGGAAAGUCAAAUUCCGAUGUGAUUUUCUUCAACAAAACCUCGAACAGUUUCGCUACUUUCAUACAUAAGUACAUGAACAUAUGGUUUCAGGUUACGUUCCUCAAAAACCAUAUAGAUGGCGCUGCUGUGAAGAUCCUUCGUUUAACCUUCUAAUUUCAUGGAACAGUCAUAUGCAUAUUUUUACUUUGUUUUUGUUUUGGUUUUCCCCGAAGGGUAAGGCAAAGGGAACUAUGCCCAUACAGCCAUGUCUUACGUAUUUUUUUUUCUUGAUGAUUGAUGAUGAUGAUGAUGAUGAUGAAUGAUGAUGAUGAAACCUAAGCCCCCACCCUCGGAGUAGACACCUACUCCGAACCCCAAACGAAUUAACUCAAAAGUCCGCAUAAACUUUUGAGUUAUGAAGCGGCUUCCCGGCACGAAGCGAAAAUAGGCAGAUACACUUUGUUUAUUGAAUACUCCAAUAUAAUAACACUCGCGAAUGUCUUCUGACUAACUUAAUGCGAUCAACAAAACACCAUUUCGUAUUAAUUAUUUAGAUUAUUCAAUGAAGAAAGCAACUGUCCCGUUCCCGUUUCCCGCCAAAAAGCCAUUUUUACUUUGUUUUUGGGUGUAAAUGAUGAUCCUUUUUAUUACACCCAGGAACAAUUAUUCUGCCAUUACAUUAUAUUUUUUCAUAAUUAUGUACCCGAGUAAUGAGAAAACAGGUAAUUGUCACGUUAAAUCUGGACAGCGCCAUCUAUAAUAUUUUUAGGGAACGUAGCCUGGAAACUCCUAUUUCGAUGGGUUUUUUCAAAAUGGCGCUUGCGACGUUUUCACUAAAGGCGGCUCUUCUAUCGUGUGGGUUGUGAGGUGGAUUACCAACCCCAUCAAUCCUGGUUAAGCCGUUGGUCCCGGUUACUAUUUACUGAUGUAAGUUAGGAGUCGUUACAUGAACCAUGUCAGGGGUUUUUGGCGGUUCAAUAGUAACCCUGACUAAAGGCGACAAUAAGCAAUAAUAAACCUAAGUUAUUAUAUUAGAGCACUAACUUACUAAGGUGCCAAGUUUAUAAAAGUAAAGGAGUUACUCAACAAAUGUUACGAAGGAAUGUUUCGGUAGUUGUUGAAGUUUUACUAAGUAUUUCAUUCCCUAAUCGUAUAUUGUUUAUAAUAUUGUUUUCCAACAUAGCUGGCGAGGAGCGGGUGUAUACAGGGUGUUAGUGACAUCGUAACGAAUACUGAGGGGGAUGAU